Messenger RNA from Colius striatus (speckled mousebird), 6408 nucleotides. It is a transcript of the gene THSD1, whose product is annotated as thrombospondin type 1 domain containing 1. Bases 293 to 2851 code for a protein of 852 amino acids. The transcript has 5 exons. Gene Ontology annotation, cellular component: cell periphery; cell surface. Lineage: Eukaryota; Metazoa; Chordata; Aves; Coliiformes; Coliidae. The record is from RefSeq and is a predicted model, not a curated record.
GGGCGCGGGCUGCCCUCGCACGGCGCCCGCCGCCGCCCCGCGCCCCGCUGACAGCCCUGACAGCCGCGCCGCCAUUUAACCCUCCCCCCGCCGCCGAACGGGACUGAGCGCUCGCCCAUCCCCAGGAGCAGCCCCGCUGGCGUUUCCUCCGCGGGGAGGAUCGCGCUUCGGCGCCCGUCCCGCAGAGCCUCGGGCAGCGGCGUGGAAGGUGUUCUUGGGGAAAAAAGUGCCUGCACUUUGAAGCUGAAGAAGGACAUGAGGAGUAAAAGGACCUGGGAUCUCACUGGUCAGAAUGAAACAGAUGUUGAAAGAUUUUUCAAAUCUAUUGUUAGUAGUACUCUGUGACUAUGUUCUUGGCGAAGCAGAGUAUCUCCUGUUGGGGCGCCCGGGUCAUGUAGCCUUCAGCAGUGACACAGUGUCUGUGGAAUAUCAGUACUAUAGUGGUGGUAAUGUGACAGCAGACCAUCUGUCCAUCCUGUUGCUGGAUGCCAGCACCAACGAGAUAAUUGCAAGAAAACAGCUUCCAGCAAAUCAGUCCCAGGGGAGGACAGAGUUUGAGUGUUUCCAUUUCAAGAGUGCUGGGGACUUCUCGUUCACAAUGGUGUCUCCCAACGAUAACAGCAGUGCUACUGAGUGGAGCAGAAGCAGCAUGGCCACCCUCCAUGUGGAAUGGCCUGUAUUUCACAUUGAUUUGAACAAGAGUUCAGAGGUGCUUGGGAGCUCUCUUCAGGUCGGACUUUUUACAAACGAGCAGUUGUGUGCUGUGAACCAGACAGUGGUUUCGCUGGAUGUGAUAUUCACCAGCACCCUCUAUGAAUUUGGAAGACUAAGCUCUGAUGAGACUCUGGGCUAUAGAACUAGCAAAGGAAUCCCGCUAUCUAGGUCCCAGUGGGUAGAGUUUGAUUGCCCACCUGUUGGUCAAGAAACAUACAUCACCGUGUUACUGAAAUCGUUAGAAACACGUUCCAUCAUUGCCUCCAUGGGACCCAUAGAUCUCCUCCACAAAUUUGGGUACAGACUGGUUGUGGCUCCAGAAACAACAUGCAAAACUUUGGUUGAGGUCUUUGUAGUGUCUCCCCCGUGCACUUCUAUCAGUGGAAAAAUUGUCGUCUAUAAAGAGGCUCUGAAGCAUCCUAAUCAAAGAGCAACUUGGCUGUAUGAAAACACCCUUCACCCGGGAGAAAACAGGACAGAAUUUAACUGCACUUUGUUUGAUGUGGGGAAGAACAAAUACUGCUUUGACCUCUUUAAUUUCUCUGACCGAAGCCAUUUCCCAACAAGAGCCAAGGAGUGUUUGAUGAUCCAAAGGAAUAUGGAAACAUGGAGCCCGUGGCAGCCCUGGAGCCCCUGCAGCGUCACCUGCGGGGACGGCGUCCGGGAGCGCUUCAGAGAGUGCCUCACCUCCUGGCCGGCAGCGCCAGGCUGCGCUGGGCCACCAAGGGAGACGUCCAUCUGCUCGCUGGAGGACUGCGCCUCUAUCAAGCCUCCCACCCCACCUUCUGCCCAGCCAGGAGAGGACCAGAAAGCCAAUAAUAUAGUCACCAUCACAGGUAUCUCCCUAUGCUUGUUCAUCAUCUUUGCCACCAUUCUCAUCACCCUCUGGAGGAAGCUCUGCAGAGCUCAGAAGUGCAGCACCGCCGUCCGCCGGAACUCGGUCCAUUCCCCCAGCUUCCGGAAGAACUCCGACGAGGAGAACAUUUGCCAAGGCAGCAAGCAGCGGGACAGCUUUGCAGAAGGAGGGGAUGCCCCUGUUAACAUCCCUCUGACCUACAGGCGAAGCAUCCAGUUUGCCCAAGAAGAUGAUGCCUCUGGAAGUGAUAACUUUGGGCCAAACGCCCAAAAAAUAAUCCCUCCGAUUUUCAGCUACCGCCUGGCACAGCAGCAGCUGAAAGAAAUGAAGAAGAAAGGCCUGACUGAGACCACCAAGGUGUACCACGUCUCUCAGAAUCCCCUCACAGACACAGUUCUUGGUGCCACCACAAUGCUCCCCCUGAGUGGGGAAAGCCAAGAGGAGGCAGCAGCUAACAAAUUUAGGAUCAAAUCUCCCUUUGUGGAACAGCCAGCUGGUCAGCCCAAGUUCCUGGGGGAAAGCUCUCACCCUAGGCUGGAUUUCCCAUACUUGCAGGCCAAUCCUGCAAUGAGCCCUACACAAACCUUGAUAAGAAGAGCUCAUUUCAAGCACCAGGAUAACAGAGGGGACUUAACCGAGCGGGGUUGUCACAGAAACCCGCAGUUUAGAAGAACAGCCAGUUUCCACGAAAUGAAAAAGGCCAAGCCUUUCAGGGAGAGGAGCAUGUCCACACUCACCCCCCGACAGACUCCUCUCUACAAUGCCAGGACCAGAACGUGGGACCAGGGUUUGGAGGACAGGACGCGGCCAAAAUCGAGAAGCGCUAAUCCACCUUGUGAGAAGCCGGAUCAGCCCCACAGCACCGUGCCAAGGUGUGAGCCGCAGGGCCAUGGCCCGAAGGGCCACCACAGGGCAGGGCCCCCAGGGAAGAAGCUAGACCUGGUCACUGACCACCAGGCAGCUGGUCAGGAGAAGGCAGCUGAUAAGCCUGAGCCCAGCCGAAGCAAGAGGGGGCCCUCACCCAACCCCCGAAGCACGUGGCGGAAGGAAACGGGCUCAGCUGGCAAAGAUAGUUACCAGAGAGGCCUCAGUGUGAGCCCUGCUCAGUACCGAAGGGACAAGUGCCAGAGCUUCCCCUUGGACCCCGAGUUUGCCUUUUAUGAUAAUACUACUUUUGGCUUAACGGAGGCAGAGCAGCAGAUGAUCGACCUCCCAGGGUAUUUUGGCUCCAAUGAAGAGGAUGAAAGAAGUACCUUAAGCAUUGAGAAGCUGGUGAUCUGAGUGACUCACCGCAGCCCUGCAGGAGGGGCGUGCGCAGGGGAGGACCCAGGCUCUGUUGGCUUCUGGUGGGAGGAGCUGCAGGAAUCGCUUUACCUCCACAUGGACCAGGAGGGAAUAAUGCCCCAAGUCUGGCUUGUGGGAACACAUUCCUUUCUAAUUACUGGAAAGUGCUUCCAUACCAUUAUUUUUUUUUGUAUAUAUGUGUGUAAAAGACACAGAAAAUACCCUGGGGAAGCACAUGUUAGUAAAGGUGUGAUGCAAGAAUAGCCAAUAGAUUUUAUUGCGUAAUGCAGUCACGUUUCAAGCAUCAUACAUGGUGAAUGCCACUGAUCUAGCUUUUCCUACCUUGUGGGCUGUGUGCUAGUAGAUUAUGAUGUCCUAAAGCAUCUGUCAUCCGGUAUCCUCAACCAUUUGUUCUAAUUAGUGACUCAUUUCCCAUUUAGAAAACACAAGUUGUGAGCAGUUUUCAUCAUUUUUCUGGUAGUCAUUAUUGAACUGUGUUGAUUCGUCAUAGUUACUCAAAUAAGUCAUUGGAUGGUGUUUCUUUUAGGUGGUUGCAUGGAAGUGCAACUAAAGCUGAGUACCUGGAGUGAAUUUAAAAUGGAGGGGUUAUUUUUUGUUGAUUCUAGACUUUGGUAUUUUCUUUCUGCCAAUAUUUAUCCCAAGAAAACAGUAACGUACAAAUAUUUGCAGGAAAUGGGGAGUAAAGAACAUUGUACUGGAGGGCAAAGGAGAUGGAUGAUCAAGUUUUAGUCCUCACAGAAAUGUUGCUGCAGCAUUUAAGCACCUGUAAAAGGCAGUGAGAGAAGUGCUGAAUCACACAUCCUUUCCAUAGUCAUCUUUGCCUUUGUUAAGCUUUAGAAAACGUAAAAUAAAUUGACAAUCCUACUACUACAGCAAGUUUGAAAUUGUGAACAAAACCAGCAAGCAACAAAUCUACUUGAUGCAAACAAAAAGAAAAAAUGAAAUGGCUUGACACCAUAUGGUGGUUCCCAGAGGACCUUAUGGUGAAGUACAGAGGACCUUAUGGUGAAGUACAGAGGACUUUAUGGGGAAGUAGAGAAGUCACAUUGGGAUUUUUUUUUGUUGUGCUUUAAAGCCAUAGAUCAAAAAUUGGUCACUGCACACUGCUGCAAGGAUUCAGAGCUGGGUUGAAACUCCAGUUAAUAACAAAGAUGGAGCUGGGGCCAGGGAAAAUGAGUCAGAGGCUUUGCCUGGCAUUUGCUGCAGGGAGCGUGCAGAGGCCUGGCAAAUGCUGUUGGGCAACCACCGGAGAAGAGGGGCUGCUGCCUGUGGAGGAUGGAAGGAGAGAAGAUGGGUUCAGGCAGGGGACUGUUAGUCUUAAAACAGCUCUCCCACGAGGAGCCCAACCCAACGUAACCUUUACCCUGCCGUGUGGGUGUGAAGGGAAAAUGAGCAUAUGCUUACUUUGCUGGCAUUAGGCUGCUGUCUUCCUCCAAUGUGGCUUGCAGAGUGGAAAGAUAGAUUUCCCAGUCUCACGCUUUUUCUUUUCCCCUCCAAGCCAACAAGGAUUUUAAAGGGAGAGCAGCAUCGCCAUGCCAUCAGCCAGCACCUGCUGCCACCCUGUCCAUGGCAGAGAGCAGCAGCUCACCAGCCACACCUUCCCAUAAACUGCCAGCCAGCUUCAGGUGCUCUUUAAAGCCUUUGAGAACAUGUCCACGCUUGAGGACAGAUCCAAAGCUAAUAAAGUACAAUGACUCUUUAAAUGGCCUCAAAUGAGCUGGAAAUGAGACCUCUGAAGCAAUUGCUGCUCAGGUUACUUCCCACCCCUGUGCCAGGGUAAACUCUGUGGCAUGAAGCACGUUUGCCCUCAAGCAGUGAGCUGUCAGCAUAAGAGCUACAGUGCUGCAAUAUCUGUUUCCAGCCCUGGUGACCCUGGAGAAAUAAGAUAUCAAGUGUACAGCACAGCAGCAUUCAGCAUCUCGCUUGCCUUUAGCAUGAGUGAUUCAAGCUUGGUGGUAGUCCUCAGAUCAAACAAGCACUUUGCUAGUGGCAUUUUACCCUCUUUAUAAAGAAGGUUCUGCAGCAUUUCCUGGGGUUUGCUGAGGGAGCUGCAGGGUCCUGCAGAUUGCCCUGUGACCCUCUCUUCUCCGAGGGGUUUCCCUAUGCCACAGGAGGAAGAGACUUUGCCCUAAGACAGAUUCCUGCAGCCUUGUCUCAGUCUUGGGCUUCAUUCAGAACAGCUACUGCAAUGCAUCAUGUGGACUUACAUACAUCUCACACCUAGGACAGCAAGUCAGACCCCUUUCCUCCCAGCUCGUCAGAUCUUGCCUCUUUUUCUUUCUCAGAGCAAGUAAAUAACCCCAUAUUAACUUAGGGAUGCAGGCUGAAGCCAGUCCAGCUGUAAUGCCUGCCUCUCCAUAUUGACACAGAGUGAAACAAGCUCCAUACUCUGGACCUUACCUUACUCACUGCUCUUACUGGGAUCUGACUAAGCUCUGUUGGCUUCAUUUCCUGCAUGAUAAUCCAUUAUCAGAUGUGUGAUCAGGCGCUGAACAAAUUGUCAAAUCACUAAUGCUGUCCUUUUGCUGCUUCCAUUGAUUUUCAGCAUGCAGAGUUGAGCAUUGCCAGCCUGUAAUCCUUACCCUGCUUCCCACUGAAGAGUAGGUUUGAGCAUUGUCUGCCAGAAGACGUUAAUUUCUCUGAGUCUUCUGCCUAGACAAAAAUUGUCCUUACUGCCCUCAGCGCUGCAUCAAUGACCCCACAGUGAUUCCUUGUGUUCCCAACGUGCAGUUAGAACCUUGCAGUAAGAUUAUACCACAAUAAAAUACAGGAGGAGUGCUCAGAAAGCCAAUAGUAAGUGCUGGCUGUCUGCAGCCCCAAGAGCAACCUCAUUGCAGAGAUAUGGGUGCAGGUUUUCCAGGUGAGUACAUGCCCACUGCUCGGUGCAGGCUUGCCAGGGCACAGGCUUUGGGAACACAGCUCCCUGGAGUGCUGGCCUACUGUGCUGCAUUGGUCACCCUUCUAGUCACUGGGAUGUCUAGUAAGAGGUGAGAACAGGGUUUACCUCUUGACAAAGCAUAGGACUCAGAUUCUACAUUGAACCUUUCACAUGUCUCUGCAUGAUCUCCAGGACAGCUCAAGCCACGGAAAUUAAACUUACCUUGCAGACCCUCUCAACUACCCAGGACAGCAGGUGCAAAAGCACCAGAGCCAACACCAAAACAAUGCCUUUCUCAUGUCAUGAACGUUCUUGAGAUUUUAAUCCAAAUUUUCUUCAAGUUCCUACUGUUGAAAACCAGAUACAAGGAGUUAGGUCCUACUCAGAUGAUUUUAUUUCGCCCUUUAUGGAUAUAUCAUGCAAAUUACAAUAUGUAUGGAUCUAAAAGCAAAGAAAUGGAAAAAACCCUGCCAUUUAAAAAAAUUACUGUAAUUCAGGAAAAAAAUGGGCUCAUUCUACAACUCGGUAGUGAAAUGAUUUGCAUCAAGCUGAUAUUACUGUACAUUUUUAACUGUUGUUAUUAACAACUUGUGGGAAAUAAAUUUUUGGUAUUCCACUUUGUUCAGUCACUUGUGUUGCUCUUUUCUUUCGCUCC